AUGCCGUCGACUCAAUUGCGCGACGUAGAAGGCAAAACAUGGCGUGUUCCUCGUCGAGGAAAUGUCGUGAAGACCUUGCUACUCUCCGCAACCGCAUGUCUCGCCACCCUUUACUGCGUUACAGUCCUCGAUACUGGUGACGCACUUCAUCAUGCGAGGACAAGCAGGGGGAUCAGUCGCAUCUUUGGCCGAGCUGAACCUGAGGCGACCACUGAUAAUUGUCCUCAGCCGCCGGCCAUUCGACCGACGAAGCACGCCGACCUCUGGGCGAACCUUUCAGCGCAUAUAGGUACAGACAUGGUAUUCCGUCAACAUGCAAUCGAAUGGCUUUCUGGUGCCAUUCAAAUUCAAACAGAAACCUUCGAUGGCAUGGGGCCAAUCGACGAAGACCCACGUUGGAAGGUCUUUGAACCCUUCCACGAGUAUCUCUUGAACACCUUCCCACUAGUGCAUGCCUCUCUCAAGUUGACUAAAGUCAAUACUUAUGGCUUACUCUAUGAGUGGGUUGGGUCUGACACGUCUCUCAAACCCAUAUUAUUUCUCGCGCACCAAGACGUUGUUCCUGCCGGGAACGUGUCUCAAUGGACCCAUCCACCAUACUCAGGACACUACGAUGGACAAUUAAUAUGGGGCCGUGGAAGCUUGGACGAUAAGGCUGGCGUGAUAGGGACUCUCGCUGCAGUUGAAACCCUACUGCAGAAUAACUUCAGUCCUACACGGACUGUACUCCUAUCAUUUGGUUUUGACGAGGAAAUUAGCGGCUUCUUGAGCGCAGGUACUUUGGCUCCCUUCAUCAAGGAGAUAUACGGCAAAAAUGGCGUUGCAAUGGUCAUCGAUGAAGGGCCUGGUUUCUCGCGCGAGCUUGGGACUUGGCUCGCCACGCCAGGGGUGGCUGAGAAAGGGUUCAUGAAUGUGAAGCUUGAGAUCAGGACGCCUGGUGGCCAUGCAAGUGUUCCACCACCCCAUACGAGCAUUGGAAUGCUGGCCGCCCUCUUGGUGAAGUUCGAAGACAGCCCAGUAAAGGCCGAGCUAAGCCGGGACCAUCCCGUCUACUGGACUCUUCAAUGUAAAGCUGAGCAUGCGAAGGAGAUUCCCGACGACCUUCGCAACACCAUCAAGCAGGCAGCCCACUCCGAUCAAUCACUCAGAGACCUCGAAUCUAUCGUCUUCCAGAGUCGAGUGGAGGAAAGCAUUGUAGGCUUGACGCAGGCCAUCGACGUGAUCCAAGGGGGUGUCAAAGCCAACGUCCUCCCCGAACAGGCAUGGGCGGUCAUUAACCACAGGGUUCCCAUCUCAGACUCUGUUUCGUCCUUGAAAGAACGCAAUACCAACCUGGUCGUGGACCUUGCAAAACGAUUCAACUUGACCUUCACGUCAUUCGGUCAGGAGAUCCUUUCAGAGGCGGACGUUGGAACGCCUAAGGGCUCUCUGAUUAUGGAGGAUUUGGAUAAUUCAGCAUUGGAGCCCGCACCCAUCACCCCCAUUAGUGGACUUGAAGCGGGAGGCUUUGUCUUCCUCAGCGGCACCAUCAAGGGAGCGUUCGAAGCCUGGUCGAAAGCAUACCAUAGCAACGAGGGCUUCCGUGGUGAGGACGAGGAAAUCAUCAUAGCUCCAAGCAUGAUGUCUGCGAAUACAGACACGCGAUGGUACUGGGAUCUUUCCAAGAAUAUUUUCCGAUAUAACCACGUUAACCAGGGUGCCAAUAACGGUACUGCCCUGAGCUCCGGCAUCCACACUGUUAACGAACGCGUUGCGGCAGAAACGUAUCUCGAAAUGAUCCACUUCUUUGCGACCCUCAUUCUCAACGCGGACGAAUCUACGUCUCUGUGA
Coprinopsis cinerea okayama7#130 is the source of this 1830-nucleotide messenger RNA. RefSeq names its product carboxypeptidase. The coding region runs from base 1 to 1830 and encodes 609 amino acids. The record is from RefSeq and is a predicted model, not a curated record. The transcript is spliced from 12 exons. Gene Ontology annotation, molecular function: metallocarboxypeptidase activity. Lineage: Eukaryota; Fungi; Basidiomycota; Agaricomycetes; Agaricales; Psathyrellaceae. Gene Ontology annotation, cellular component: fungal-type vacuole lumen.